AUUUUCUUAAGAGGGCUGGACCGGAAACGCUCGUGGCGCUGUAAAACACGCUGUGAAGGAAACAAGUAAUAUUAGGGGGAAACCGUUUUUUAAAGCGUGCUGACGGUAAGGACUCUCAGCUGGGACGGCCCUGCUUUCUUUUUUCCUUUUUUUCCUCUUUGCUCCUCUUCUUCUUUUCCCCAAUUAUUCUCCUGCCCCAGCUCAGCACCGCUCUGCGGGUUUUGGCUCAACACCAUUUGUGACUUUUGUUCAGCAAGAAAGAGGCGUCGAGUGCGUGCAUGCACAUUUAUUCCAAGAAAUAAAGGCAAUAAAUGGGCACAAAGGGUAAAGGGUGAUUUGGGACGUUGCAUGCGCGGUGGCUCCUGAGUACUCUCAGACAGAUUCAGAGAAGCGCCAGGAUAACAGUACAGUGGACAUAUGGACGGAUUGAUUUUCGGCUUUCCAGGGCAGAAAUGAAGAGAUUUCUCAUCCCAUUUCUGAGAUCUUGGAUGGUGGGAGGACAGUACGACCAAUGCAGGUGACAAAUGAAAGCGGAACCUAACUGUUUUCCUCGGACAAAGACAUGCAAGCAGCAGGACAUGUGCACACAGCUCAGGUGGAUCUGAUGAAGAGACGCGUUUGGGUUUUGCGAAUAUGGUUCCAUCAUCGGACAUUUUUAUUUUACGAAGACGAAUAAAAGCACAUAUUCUGGGAUGCAUUUCAUUAUAUAUUAUUUCUGCAUGUAUUGGUCUGUUUAUAAAAAGCAUGCUUGGUGUGCCAGAAUAGCCCCAAGUGCUCCAGGCAUUUUGACAGAAGGAAUUUUAUGCACUGCAGUGAAACAAUUAAACAUCCCUUCCUUCUGAAACCCAACAUCACUGCCCAACUUUAAUUUAAUAUAUAGGCCUUUUUUAUUAUUACCAUGCCCGUCCACCACUACGCAGCUCAAGCCCUGUACAUUGGCAUGGAGGUGGUGAUCGCCGUGUCCUCGGUGAUCGGGAACGUGAUGGUGAUUUGGGCAGUUAAAAUAAACAGGUCACUGAGAGACACAACUUUCUGGUUCAUCGUGUCCCUGGCUGUGGCCGACAUCGCGGUGGGAGCUCUCGUCAUCCCGCUCGCCAUCACCAUCAGUAUCGGGCUCCAGACUCACUUCUACAGCUGUUUGCUGGUGGCGUGCACAGUGGUGGUGCUCACUCAGAGCUCCAUCCUCGCCCUGCUCGCCAUCGCCAUUGACCGAUACCUCAGAGUAAAGAUCCCGACCAGUUACAAACGAGUGGUCACUCCAAGAAGAGUAGGAUUAGCGGUUGUGGCAUGCUGGGUAGUAGCCUUCAUAGUGGGCAUGACUCCUAUGCUUGGCUGGAACAAGUUACACAACCUCCAGCAACAAAAUGGCUCGCUCAGCAGUGACCUCAUCAUCACCUGCCAGUUUGAGAACGUCAUCAGUAUGGAAUACAUGGUUUACUUCAAUUUUUUCAGCUGGGUGCUGCCACCGCUGCUGCUCAUGCUUGGCAUCUACACAGAGAUCUUUUACAUGAUUCACAAGCAGUUGAACAAGAAGGUGAGCACGAGCCACACCGACCCGAACAAGUACUACGACAAAGAACUGAAGCUGGCAAAGUCGCUCGCUCUUGUCCUCUUCCUGUUUGCUGUCAGCUGGCUCCCACUUCAUAUCUUGAACUGCAUCACACUCUUCUGCCCCACAUGUAAAAACCCCAUAUUGCUCCUCUAUAUCGCAAUCUUGCUCAGUCAUGGCAACUCUGCAGUGAACCCUAUCGUCUAUGCUUUCCGAAUUAAAAAGUUUCGCACCGCGUUCCAUAGGAUCUGGAAGCAUUACUUCUGCUGUAAGGACUCUCCUCCCAUCGAAACACAAAUGAGUGAACGAAUAGAUAAUUACAGUCACGCUCCUCAGCCUGCAUUACCAGUGGAACACAACAACAUUUAACUGGAAUAGCAGGGACCUACUGAGCAGGCUGGCAUUCUGCCAAAGUUGAAUGUAAUAUGAAUGUUAAUCAUAUGCUGACUGCAGUUGUCAGAGUGUGCCCUCUUUCUGCAAAUCAAUAUUAAACAUUACUGUUCCACUGGGAUGCACACAGGGGAGGUGAAAGCAGAUCAUGCAGAGUGAAGAGUAUGAUGUGUUGUACAGGAAAUGUUUUAUAUUUGUAAAAAUGUUUACUAGGUGAUCUAGAGCAUGCAGUGUCAAACCACAGGGGGAAGUAUCACAAGAUAAUAAAAAAAAAGUCUACACUGAAUUAUUAGCACCACUGUACUAUCCAAAAUGUGCAAUACUCUCUAAAACGGUGCAUCAUCUCUUUGUUAAUCAGAAUUAGCUUUUAUCAAAGUACAAUUAUAUGAAUGAAUGUGAAUGUUUACAGUAGUUUGAUAUACUGAAAAUUGAAAUAGUUUGAUUUACUGAACACUGAAGCACAGAUAUCAGAUAUAAAAGAUUGUUAGAAAUGAUAAGGAAGAGGAAAUAUAUAUUUCAAUUGUAGUUUAUUCAUAUAACCAUUUUAGCAGUAGUCACAAAGCUGCUUUACAGAAAUCCUGAUCUAGACUGAAGCAAAAACUGGCAUCCUCAAGGAAAACCCCUAAAGUACGAUAAACCCAUUUCACACCAGACAUGACAUGGCAUGUGCAGCGAGCCUCGUUGCAUUUCAAUUCACACUGGGUACCAUUUGUUCGGCUGACCGGAAGUGAAGCAUCAUGUGGUGUAGGUGAAAUUUGGAGCGUUCAUUUCUGUGCUUUCUCUGUACCGUUCAUCAGAUUACUCGAAACAUGCAUUACUACUGUAGAAAUAAUUAGCCCAAUGGUGUAGAACUAUAAUACAAGUUUGAACAAGGCAAAGGAAGCCUAGUCUUAGCCAAACCCCAAUAUUGUCAUUUGGUGACAUAUUGUCACAUGAUGCACUGAUAUUAAAAUUAUUGGACAACAUCAAUACUAAAUAAUGUGUUUAAAAAAUAUAUUGAUACAUUGGUGGUUAUGAUUCCACUGUGUCUCUGUAAUAUAUGAAGCAUGAAAAAAAAAUCCUACUGAUGUAUGUAGAGUGCAGAUACUUUGAAUUGGACAGGCAAACUAAAAUAAACUCUUGCAUAAUGACUUAAUGACUAGAUUGAUUCAAAGAAAAACAAUAAGCUUAACAUUUAAUGGAUUGCCUUUUCUCACUUAAGCCUAAAAGAUUAAUUUAAAUGAGAACAGCAAGCUUUUUAUGAUAGCUUAUAUAUAUAUAUAUUAUGUACACAGUUAGGCAAAUCCCUUUACAGUUCCAGUUUAUUGUAAUUAAUUAAAUAUUUAGGAUUUGAAUGCCUUCAAGUAUUAAUGUGUAUUAAGCAAACAAAAUGGGUUUGUACAGCAUAAACCACAGAACUGAAUUGCUUUCUUAAGUGACAAAACUAACCAGAAAGCAGUGUAAUGAUGUGAUGAUAAUUUUGGAUGUUUGAGAUUAUUUGUCUCCGUAACGUUUAGUUGUUCUCCCAAAUUGAAAAUGCCUUCAAUUUAUAUACUCAAUAAGUAGACUGUGACAUAAAGUGCACUAUGUCCAACAGAAGGCCACAUGAAAUUUAGCUACAGAAAAAUAUUCAGACAUAGUUAAGAUUCUGAACAGCCGGCACAUUUCAACCCUGGGGGAUGAUUCAGAUGGUCAGUGACCUGCUAGACCUCAACUUCAAGGGUGUGUGCUGAUCCAGCAGGACUAUAAGUUGAAACAUGGUUUAUAUGCUGUUGUGACCAUUGGUUGACAUAUACAGUAAUUACGUAGCAUGUAUAUUAAAUUUUGUAGUGUUAGCAAGGUAGCUAGCUACGCUCUGUAGGCCACGAAAAAUAAUAAAACAGCAGCAACUCUGUCCUGCACACAAAGUGAAGAGAAUGCUAAACAGAAAUCUAUUUAGAUCAUGCACUCCUGCUCUCUUCCUUAUUCACCUUAUUUAAAAUCAUAAUCUGUGUAUUACGAUUAUGCGGCCUGUGGUUGCAGAGCAAAUUGUUUGUGCAGUCAUACGAAUUUCACCAACAUGGAGAACCAGAAUAAACAAAACAUUCUGUUUAUUCACUGA
Hemibagrus wyckioides is the source of this 4019-nucleotide messenger RNA. It is a transcript of the gene adora1b, whose product is annotated as adenosine A1 receptor b. The coding region runs from base 899 to 1918 and encodes 339 amino acids. Gene Ontology annotation, biological process: G protein-coupled adenosine receptor signaling pathway. Gene Ontology annotation, molecular function: G protein-coupled adenosine receptor activity. The transcript has 2 exons. Gene Ontology annotation, cellular component: dendrite; synapse; membrane. The record is from RefSeq and is a predicted model, not a curated record. Lineage: Eukaryota; Metazoa; Chordata; Actinopteri; Siluriformes; Bagridae.